Molecule: messenger RNA, 9170 nt
Organism: Scylla paramamosain (green mud crab)
Lineage: Eukaryota; Metazoa; Arthropoda; Malacostraca; Decapoda; Portunidae
Gene: kto
Product: mediator of RNA polymerase II transcription subunit 12-like protein
Biological process (GO): regulation of transcription by RNA polymerase II
Cellular component (GO): mediator complex
Molecular function (GO): transcription coregulator activity
Source: RefSeq, a predicted model, not a curated record
CUUUGGAUUCAUAUAAAUGUUCAUAGUAUUCAUCACUGAUACUCAUUAAUGAAAAAAAAGACAGUAUAUUAAUUAAGUUUCUAUGUGUUUCACUUAUUUAGAAUAGUGUGGCUUAAUAUUAUUACGCUCAGUAAGGAUUAACUUGCGUGAUGUAAUCAUAGUUUUAGAUGUAAAAACAAUUAUUGAAAACCUUUUCCACUGUUCAACACUCGAAGCUUCUCGGAAUAAUUAUGCCAGUUGCUGUUAUCUUUGUCUUACCAAGGAGCGAGCCAUGGUCUUAGCUUCAGCAGAGACACCUGGAAAAGAAACAGCAAAGGAAAGUAAAAGGAUUACAAACACUUGACCUAAGACAUUAAAAAUCGCCACAUAGAAAAUUAAUUACAAAGUGAUCUGAGUCUAGAAAGCUGUCUGUGAAGCCCUCUGAACCAAUCUGAAUCAAGUGAGCUUGUGUUCACCAACAUGACAGCCUCCUUCUUUUCGAUAAACCAUGCGGAACUCAGCUUUGGUUUUACCUCUGGCCGGCAGACUUCUUAAUUAUUUUAUCUUCCCCUUAAUUCUUCCUUGUUUCCUCAUAUGCGAGCUCUUCUGAUUGUCAUAGUGUCCGUUAUAUACCAGAAUAAGUGUUGCCGUCAGAUUGAACGGAUGUGACUGUGUUUAUGCUUGUAAAACACUAGUAAACAUGUCACUUUACUUCAUAGUGUGUAUUACGUAUCAAAUCACAGAAUCCCUUCUAGUCGCCAGCUUCGUCCUAAGAAAACGUCACCUAACAUGGGACCUCAUAAGGGUAGACGUAAGAAAAAUGCGGUAUAUCUUUUAUCACGUUUAUUUCUCAUUCAGCUUGUUAUCAUAUAACCCAUAUUCUGAAAUGCUUCUACGCUACACCAGGACUUCUUUUUUUUUUUUUUUUACGAUUUGCUCUCACCACGACUAUUUUCAAAGGCUACAGAGAUUAUUAGACAGGUUUCCAAGAUUGUUUCUCCUGCCAAUAAUGUGAAAAUCGUGUUAAUAUGUCAAUGCAACCGUAAAAACACCCUCAAAACCCCAUGUAACUUCAACUAGAGCAUUUUGAAUGCAGUGGGGUGCGGCGCAUGAAUGUUUCAGAAUAUGGCCCUAAGUUACACGGGUUUUAUUUAUUUAUUUUUUUUUUUUAUUGUAGUGGGAAAUUAACAAGCUUUCUAUAUUAUUAACAGAGAAACACACUUGAGAACCCGACAAAUAAUUUGUGACCUUUAAAAAUAGUUCUUGUGAGAGUCAGAAGUAUAUUAUAGUAGGAUUCCCAGCAGUGCCAGCCUGGAGUCUCGUCAGGAAGACGAGCGUCCCACCACAACACAACUCCUCGGUCUGUGAAGUAUGCCAGAGACAGGAACGAGAUGAUGCAAGUGGUGCUGAGGGAAUUAGGGAAUGUCAGAGUGGAGAAGACAGGAAGGGAAUAGAUGGCGUUCCUGCUGGCACUGUGGAAAGACGAAUAAAAGAAUGGUUGAGGCUGCGAAGGAGCUCCAAGAGGAAAUUAAUGUGGUGUACAAGAUGUAGGAAUUAGUGGUGUUGAAGAUGGUGUCUGUUUUCUGUUCGCCGUUUUUUUUUUUUUUUUUUCCUACAGGAGUUGCUGAUACAAAGGCCUGGCUCAGAAGUAAUCCCGAGCACUAAAUAUCAAGAUUAGGACCUGUAGCAUCAAGAUCAAGAUCCGCCAAGAUGAUGGCCGUGGCGUCAGCCGAGAAGCGUCCCCUCAAACGUCAAAAACUAGGACCUCCAGACGUCUAUCCACAAGAUGCCAAACAAAAAGAGGAUGAGCUAGAUGAUGUGAGUGUGAAGCAGGGAUUCACUCACCGGCCUCAGAUUCAGGAUGAGUACAGCAGUGCUCAGAACACUUCCAUCACUCCAGCCAAGGUUGCAAAUUACUUUAAUGCCAUCCUCAAGAAGAAGGCAGAGUGCAACCAGCUGCCAGACACAGCCAGGAAGAAGCAGCAAAUUAAUAUUAAAGAUAAUUUUUGGCUUGUGACACCAAGAUCCAAGGCAGCAAUUGAAGCUUGGUUUAAGGACCUUGCGGGAUCCAAGCCUUUGACUUCACUGGCUAAAAAGGUUCCAAUCUUCAGCAAACGGGAAGACAUGUUCCUGACGCUGUGUGAGUACUCAGUCCCCAUGCUGAGGGCAACGUGGUUUAUCAAAAUGACAUCUGCUUAUCAAGAGUCAAAAGUAGCAGAAUCAAAAAUCAAGAAACGACAGCAGCCAGACAUUGCACAGGAGUGGACGCAGACUCUCACUAGACUCCUGCGGGAACAGCUAAACAAAAUAGCGGAGAUCUACCUUGGCAACCCAUCUGCUGCCACGCCACCUGUAGGAACACCUGCAGGGAGCAGCACUCCAGGGGGCACAAUGACAUCACCAGCCUCAGUGACCAGCACCCCAUCCUCCACACCAGCCCAGCCUCCUCAGUCUUCACCGCACAAUCCCGGUUUGUCAGGAUCCUCUAGUGGAAGUACACCAGCAAGUGGAACAGGACAGAACACUACAGCCGCCCAGCUGACUCAUGUGUUACGUAACUGGAAUUACUGCCUUCAGCUCGCUCAUUUCAUGUACCAGGAGGGGCUGCUUGACCGUCAGGAACUGCUGGAGUGGGUUGUUGAUGCAUUUGUGCGUUGGCGAGGGAGUGAGCAUGAUGUUGUGCUGAGGGUGGUGUUACCCUUGCCUCUUCAGUACCUAGAUGAAAUCACUCAGUCCGAGUACCUCUCUCGUAAAUUAGCUCACUACUCUGCCGUCAAGUUGACCCAGCUUUGCCAUGAUUCAGGCUACUCUUCUCCAAGACCUCAGUCACCUGUUAAUCCAAGUAGUAAUGGGAUAAGUGUGAGUGCCCCAGCAUCGGGAAGUAACCAGCCAGCAGGCUCCACUGUGAACCCACUGAUGUCCACCUUCCAGGAAUUGCUGUCUUGUCACCAACACCGCCCAGUUGUUCAAGCUACCUCAUGUUUUAUCCAGGCAAUCACCCUUGAUUGUCCAACUGCCAUGGUGUGGAACAAUGCUGGGGAGGGUAAAGCAUCUUCCUGGCUCACUGGCUCCCCUCUGGACCUUCUGCCAUGCCCACCCUCAGACCUGCCUAUGCCUCCACGGUACAACAACCAGCAUAUAAGAGCACAGCUGCGUGUGAUGGAGGAACACAUUCGUCAGCGAAGCCGGUCAGCAGAAAACAGAUGGUCAUUGGACAAAUAUGCUGUGAAUGUAGCAGGCUCUACCAUCAACCGGGUGCUGGGCGCACUGGACUCUCUUGAUCGUCACUGCUUUGAUCGUGUUGACUCAAACAAUUCUCUUGAUACUUUGUAUAACAAAAUAUUUGGGUCUUCAAAAGAAACAACCAAUGAGAAUCCAAGUAGCAAUAGUAGCUGUAGUAGCACAGCAUACCCUGGAAAUAAUAGCAGUAGCAGUAGCAGCAGCAACAAUGCUGCCAAUAAUAGUGAUGAAGCAAUUGUGAGAACCCUCUGUGAGUGGGCUGUGUCUGUACAGCGCUGCGGAGAACACCGAGCUCUGGUUGUAGCUCGCCUCCUGGAAAAGAGACAGAAUAACCUUUCUCAAGCUGAAAAUGACAUGCCAGAUGAAAAAGACUCCGUGACAUCAAACCAGAUGGUGACACCAGGAGGCUGCACCUUUCAAGGAUUGUUAUUGAAGUUUUUGGACACACAAGCACCUGUGUAUGAUGAGAAUGCAUUGUCUGUAAGGUCUCAAGAGUUUGGUAACUUGGUGCUUUUAUUCUCUGAACUUAUUCGUCAAGAUGUAUUCAGUCACGACACCUACAUGUGCACCCUCAUCUCUCGGGGAGACUUGGCCACUGGGACUCCUGAUCUCAAAGCUGAUUCAUCUUUUGGGGAGAAGAAAGAAGAUGGUACUGAUAACAUUGAUGAUGACCUUGGGAAGAUAUUACAAAAAAUUGCAGUCAACACCAGCCUGGAAGAGUCAGGCUCAGGAGGAAGAGGAGAGCUGGGAGUGGAGGGCAAGCAGCGGCCACCAAGACACCUUGUUUAUGCCCAGCACUUUCCACUCCCCCAGGAUGAUGCUUAUAUGCACGAAAUUAACCAGCGGUAUGUGUUGCUUUAUGGAGUGGGCAAGGCAAGGGAUGAAGCUCGAGCAGCAGUCAAAAAACUAACAAAGGAAAUCAGCAAAUUAUUCAGUAAAAAAUGCAGUAAUGAUAUUGCAGAAGGUGGCAAAGUAAAGAAGUCGUCACGUGGAGAAUUUAAUUUUGAAAAUAUUUUGAGCCGCUUCUGUGCUCUGUCCUACUUUGACCAGCACCACAUCACUAGCACUGUAGCCUCCCAGGUCUUAGAAAUGCUGUCUGGCUGUGGUUCUGGUAUGUCCAACUACUUGCCUACUCAUGACCACAUUGCCUUUCUGAUGGAUCUCAUGGAGGUGGCCCUCAAUGUCCACGGCCUCAUUGAACUUUGCAUUCAGAUCAUAAAGGAAGUGAAUGAAAUAGAGGCUCAGCUAGUGGAGCGAGGAUGCUUGGCUGGCUGGUACUGCCCCACACUGCUGCUCCAUGUGGUGGGGGUACUCAGGAAGUACCACUGCUGCCUGUUAGUGUCACAGGAACAAACCUCAGCCAUCUUUGAAGGGUUGUGUCGCCUUGUGAAGGCAAACCCCUCAGAAUGCACCUCCCCGGAGCGAGUGGUCUUCUCUUACCUCUAUGACCUGUAUGCCUCUUGCUCAUUUCUCAAGUCAAAACACCAUGAAAUAUUCUCCACCAUGUACCCUAAGCUGAAACAAACCCUCUAUGCCAGCAUCACCCCGGCACAGGGCACUUACCGAUGGAAUUUGCAGUUUAUGGAUGAUUACAUAAAGAAUCCAAAAUUGAAAGUUGAUGCAGGGGUACUGAAGCAGCUGACAGAUCCCACCAACCGAUACAGCUUUGUGUGUUAUGCAAUCAUUGAUGCCUGCUCUCCCAACACUUCCAAUGAAAAACUAAAUGACAUGGCCAUCCUGUGUGCAGAGCUGACAGCCUCCUGUAAUGCACUCUCAGCUGAGUGGUUAGGAGUGUUGAAUGCUCUGUGUUGCUCCUCCAAGGGACAGCCCAGGAUACUGAAUGUGCUUGGACAAGUUGGUCUGCGUGACCCUCAAUCCACCCCUACCAUCCACAGCUCCUUGGCAGUAUUCACAGCAAUACUCAUAGCUCGCCAUUGCUUCACUCUUCCUGAUUUCCUCAAGUGUGUUGCUUUACCAUCUUUAAUGGAAGCAUGGAAUACAGGGGAAGGCAACCCUGAUGCUGAGCCUGGUGCCCGCCUCACCUGUCACCUGCUGCUGCGUAUCUUCAAGAGCGUGGACACGCCACAGCCAGCACAGUACUCAGCAGGUUCCUCCCAAAGUGUGCCAGCUGGAAUGUCACAGCGCAGCAUCCGUCUGAGUUGUGACCGCCACCUUCUGGCUGCUGCCCACACAGCUAUCACUCUCAGUCCUCUUCUGGCAGUCCUGAAGGCAAUGUUAAUUGUCAGUGACGUUCUGAGUGGGCAGAGCAAAAGUCAGGCUUCCAUAUCUGAUAUCCUUGGAACUUCUGAUUUAGGUAGUGGCUCCAAUGAUUCCGAUAUGAUGGGGAAAGAUGCAGAGAAAGCCAGCCUGGCUGACUUUGCUCGCUAUGCCUUGAGGCAAAUUUGUUCCCAAGAGUGGGUGAGGGAGCGCUGCCUCAAGAUACCUGAGGAGCUGUGCAGUGCUGAAAACCUCCUGGACAGUGCCCUCACUCCCAGACAAGCUCAGAGACUGCUGCAUCAGAUCUGUCAUCCAGACUCACCCAGUACUCAUAAUGACUCCUCACAGGACCAGCGUACAAUCAUCUCCCACAUUCUCCAGGACUUGGAUGAGUGGAGCUUGCGGAUAUCUUGGCUGGACUUGCACUUGAUGUAUGAACAGCAAAGAGGCUCUCCUCAGGAGCUGAACACAUGGCUGGACAAUGUGGCUCAGGCAGCCAUAGAGGUGUUCCACCUCAACCAUGAUCAGGAUCAGUCUCCCAUGUCCCACUCCCUCUCCAAUCAUAGGACUCGUAAACCUCAAUCAAUAUGCCUCGUGGCUCCACUAAUAUCCAAGCUUCCCAAGGCUGUCCAGGGAAGAGUUCUUAAGGUGGCAGGUCAAGUACUGGAGUCUGUAAACUUUGGAGCAUACUCUGGCAACUCCAAGCCAACAGAUGAUGAGACCACCACUACUGAGGGUGUAGUGACCAGCCCUCCACCCAGCCACAGCCAGCCAAGCAGUGUGAGCAGCAGCAAUGGAAUGGAGAAUGUUUGUGGAGGCAGAUCUUUGGGACACUGGCCCCUGGCAUCUCACCGUCCUUUCCUGCAGUUAGUGCUGAUGUGUUUGGAUGGCCAGGAUGACCAACUAUCAGAACUAUUGGAAUCUUUAAGAACACAGCUCACACAGUCACUCUUCUAUCCAAAAGAGGAAAAACCUGGAGCACUACAAGUCACAUUCCCUGAAGACUGCCGGAGUCGGCAGCUCAUGCUGGAAGCUCUAAGCUUGAGGUUUGCACUUGUGGGAGGACUGUUUGACUUCAUCACAUCCUCUUAUUCCAACUCUAUCAUCACUGAGUGGGCACUGCUGCUGGUCAACCUCAUUAUCUUUGGAGUCAUAGAUCUAACAAAUAACAGUGAGUUGUUCAACACGGUGCUGGACAUGCUGGCAACACUGAUUCACUCCACCCUCAUGUCUGAUGCUCCAUCUGAAUCUCGAGAGGAGAACCGGAGGCACUACUACAAUUUAGUCAAGAAAAUUAAAAAGGAUAUUGGGGAAAGAAAUAAUGUAUCCCUACGAUUGGUGCGUCAACUCAUUCCUCUGCCAAAACUACAAGCCGAGGUGAUCACCCUGGAGCCAUGGGGCUCAGUCACAGACACAAAAGGCAAUCGACUUCAAGAAUUUGACAAGGAUAAAAAGCAUGGACUACAAGCAGCAGAAAAACAAAAGCUUAGUCCAUGGGAUCUCCUUGAUGGACACCGUAACCCUGCCCCACUCUCCUGGGCAUGGUUUGGAGCCACUCGUCUGGAGCGCAAACCUCUCAAGUAUGAGGAGGCUCAUCGCUUACUAAGGUUCCACACACACACUGUCACCAAGCCUCUAUCCUUCUACCUGGAGCCACCACCUCUUCCCCCGGAAGAUUUGGAGCCAGUGCCAGACAAGCAGCAAGUGAAGGAAGAAGUUAAGGCCCCAGAUACCCCUACCUCUGACCAGUCCCCUCGAGGGGCCUCCAAGCGAGGAUGCAAGAAUCAGCGCACCCGCCGCCGUGCAUCCCGUCCUGUGCCGACUGUGAACAACAUGGCCAGUCCUACUAUGCAAGCCAUGACCUACCAGCCCACAGGCUUCACUGGACCUGCACCGAAUCAGUGGAACACAGGAUUUGGUCAGCAACAACCUCCACAGCAGCAACAACCAUUCUUCAAUCAGCAGCCUCUGCCCCCAGCGAGCAGCACCAGGUUCUCGUCACCAAUGUCACAUAGCCGAGUGGCCAUCCGGCAGAUGCUUGGCCAGCGGCACCCAGGGGGUCCUCCUGCUAUCAUGACAGGACAGCCCUCCAACCCAGCCUUCACCAACAUGCCUACUGGGGCCAUGACAGGGAUGGCACGUCAAGGACCUAUUUUAAGACCGAACCUACGAGGUGGUCUUGCAGGACCUCAGCAGGGACCAAUUUAUGGAGCUGGUGGAGCUAUGCCAACUGGUCCCAUGCCCCAAGGAAUGCCAGGCCAGGGAGGACAAAUGUAUUCAGCCAUGAGUGCGGCAGGGCCAGGAGGUCCCCCAGGUGGCCCAGGUGCCCCGGGCCAGGGCAGCAUGGGUCAGUAUGGCACCUAUCAACAAGGCCCCAUGCCUAGUGGCCAGAUGAUGGCUCAGGGCCCCGGUGGAGGGAGUGUGCCCACAGGCCCAGGUGGUCCACCCACCACCAUGAUGGGUCAGGGGUACCAGCCUGGCUAUCAAGGCAAUCCCACUAUGAUGGGUUUGCGCCAGCAACAGCCAGGUGGAGGUUACAUUGGCCAGGGCAUGAGUCCUUCACAAAUUGUUCAGCGACCACAGUAUAUGCAGGGUCCCAGUGCUAAUGGCAGCAUGGGAAUGAUGAGUGGAAAUCAGGCUUACACUCGUCCAGGCAUGCAAGGCAUGGGACCUGGACAGGGUAUGGGCCCUGGUGGACAGGGUAUGGGCCCAGGUGCACAAGGUAUGGGUCCAGGGGCACAAGGUAUGGGUCCAGGUGGACAGGGCAUGGGUCCAACUGGUGCCAGUUUAAUGAGACAGCGCAUGAUGCUGGGUGGAGGGCCCACAGCAGCCACACAGGCAGGGCCGGGGGGUCCUGGGCAAGGAGGAGCCCUCUUGUCUCAUCUGCAGAGGCCUAUGGGCUCAGUACAACAGCAGCAGCAGCAACAGCAACAGCAGCAACAACAACAACAGCAGCAACAACAGCAGCAGCAGCAGCAACAACAACAGCAGCAGCAACAGCAGCAGCAGCAACAACAGCAACAGCACCAACAACAGCACCAGCAACAACAGCAGCAGCAGCAACAGCAGCAGCAGCAACAACAGCAACAGCAACAACAGCAGCAGCAGCAGCAACAACAGCAGCAGCAGCAGCAGCAACAACAGGCAUCCCAGUGCACCCUGCAGAUAUCAACGAGUCGAGGGGCACUAGCUGAGAUUAUUAAGAGAUAUUAUGCAAUGCAGAAAAAAUUGUAGUGUCCCCAUAUAAAAUAUAAGUAUUUUUACAUAUAAUAUGGCUUCCUGCAAUUCAUAAUACUAUAAUACUGAGAAUUUAUUCGACACUUAUAUGAAAGGAAAUAGGUUUCAGAACAGUAUUAUCUAGUGACGAUCAUUUUAUUGUAAAGUUUUCCAUUUACAAAGAACACACAAUUAUAGUCCCUUCAAGCAAUCAUGAAAGAUACAUGCAUACCUUUAUAAUGCCUAACAUUUCCUUCAAAAAUAUAUCCUAAUCAUACAUUCAAAGGUACAAUAAGCAUCAAGAAAGGCUACAAAGAGGAAAUGUAAUCAGAUGCUAUACACUAUGAAUUUUGUUGAUCUUGUAAAUUGUAGAGGCAGAGAAAGUGUGUGUGUGUGUGUGUGUUCUGAAAAAUUUGCUGUAUAGCUCUGUGAGAUAAAAUAUUUUUUUACUUGUAUCCAUUCAUUUUAAAAUGUGAAUCAAAUUAGUCUUAGAUUAUAUUAAAGUUUCAAGAACAUAA